CACCAUUGUGGCGUUCACGCAUGCAGGCGCCCCCCCACCCGCCGCCCCCCGCGGCCCCGGCAGCCGCCCCGGCGGCCCCACCCCCUCCUUCGAGCACUGGCUGGAGCUGCGGAGCCACGCGGUGCAGCAGGUCAUUCGGCAGGCCAGCGGCGACGAGCGGCUGAUGAACCCCGUGGCCUUCGCGGAGAGCCACCCCGCCUGCCCCACCCACCCCACCACCGGGCAACCCAUCAUCUACAACGGCAUGCCCUGGCGCCCGCACCUCCUCCUCAUGCUCACAUGCGCCAAGCUGCUUGCGGACACUGAGGCCCUGCUGCAAAUGCAAGGCGGCGGCGGCGGAGGGGUUGGCGGAGGUAGUACGGCAGGGGUUGGCGGUACGGCAGGAGGAGCGGCGGCGGCGGCUGCCGCCGCCGCCGCCGGCGCCCGGCAAGUCCCCAUGUCGUACAUUCUGCAGCAGGCGUUACAAUUCUCGCGACCGCUUAAAUUCCCGGAUCAUCAAAACGUGAUGGAUGUACGACGGGCGAGAUCGGAAGCGGGCCGGCUGGGGAUUCCGCGGCAGAAGCGGGAGGCGGGUCGGCAGGUGGCGUUACGCGUGUUGGCGUUACGAGGGGCGGCGAGGAAGCAGAAGGCGAUGGCGGACGCUUACCGUCGCGGGACGGUGGCGGGGGCCAAGGUGACUCCGGAGCCGCCCCGGCUGGCGGUGCGGUGCCGGCCCUCCGCGCAGCCAUCGGAGGGCUACCGCUACCGUGCCCCCGAGGCGCAGGGCGGCUGGCUGGUUCGUCCGCACCUGGAGACCCACUGCGCGGACGGGAGCGACGGAGUGGAGGGUUUCGUGCUGGAGAAGGUGGCGGUUGCGGCGCCGGGGGGCCGCCCCGGGGAGGAGGACGGACUCAGCGGCCGGGGAGUGCCGUACCACCACUACCUCUCAGCGCAGGUCACCAAGGAGCAGCGGCUGCUGGCUGCUCGCUCCGAAGCCACCCUCUACCACGACCCUCUGGGCGCCGCCACCACCUCCCUCUCCGCGGACAUGCAGACCAGCGCCGCGGGACUGGGGCCGGCGGCAGCAGCAGUGGAGGGCGGGAGGGCGGGCGGGGAUGUGCUGCUGGUGCUGCGAUCGGAUACACGGCUCCGCGGCCGCAAGGGCAGCCGCCUGCCCAAGCUCACCCUGGGGGCCAUCGCAGCCCGAGUGGGCGAGGAGGCCUUCCUGCCGCUCCCCCUGCCCCUGCCCGCACCCCUGGCCCGAGCGCUGGGGGUACACAACAACGGCGGGAGCAGCAGCGGGAGCGGAAUGGGCGCAGGGGGAGCGGGGUUGGGUCUGCCGCUGCCGCUGCCGCUGCAUGGGCCCUCGGCAGUUGGGUUGCGGCUGCAAGCCACCAGCAAGGCACGAGUGGGGCUGUCGCGCACGCCGCUGCGUAUUUCCGCUGCGGCUGCCGCCAUGCAGCUCACGUCGGAGGUGGCGGCGGGGCGGGUGGGGCUGCGGCUGCCGGGGGGGCUGCGGGGGGCGCUUCCCGCCGCGGGGAGCUGGCUGGGGGGAGUCGCACGGCGGAUUGGGGUGCCCGGAUUCCGUAAUAACGGUAACAACGGUAACAACAACAGCAACCGGGCAGGAAGGGCAGCAGCAGCAGCAGCAGCGGUGCCUGCCAUGUUGCUGGUGGAGGAGGGGGCGUGUGUGGGUGGCAGUGUGGAGGUGGGGGCGGACAUGGCUGACCUGCUGGACCUGCCCACCACCAGGAGGGUGCCGGGCAGCCUGGGGGCGAGCUUCAUGAGGAGCCCGGAGGGGGACCUCACCACCCAGCUGCACGGAUCCGUACAGUACCGGCUGGGGGUGCGAGACGUGGCGGCGCUGAGGGGCAGCUGGGACGCGCGGGGGCGGGCGGGGCUCAGCGCGCGGGUCAAGUCCUCCUCCUCGGGCGCCUGGUGGGCGGGUGUGGUGGCGCUGCUGGUGCCGCUGGGGAGGCUGGCGGUGGACGCGGCGGGGGAUGCGUUGCGGCGGGUGCGGGCUCGGAGGCAGCUGCGGCGGCAGCAGGAGCAGCGGAGACAGCAGCUGCUGAGGCAGCAGCAGGAGAAGGAGGAGAAGGAGCAAGGGGAGAAGAAGGCAGGGGGGAAGAAGGCGGGGGAGAAGACGAAGCAGAAGCAAUAGGAGUGAGUCAUGAGGAGAGGGUUGGGGCUUUGCAGGCUUUGGAAGGAAGGGUGUUUUUGUGUGCGUGUGUGUGUGGUUUUGGUGGUGGAUUGUGCAGGAGGAGGGUGCGGGGAAGGUGGGGUUUCCUAGACUUUUGUUACGGAGGUGGAGAGGCUGUAAGGGGAUAUGUGUGCUGGAUGAAACCUCUGGGGAUUGCUUGGUUCCCUGGGGGCCUGCACACAAGCAAACACACGCACGUGGCGUAGUGUGUCGGGAGUUACACGGGGCUGUCAACUGUAUACCGGUAACACUGACGUGGCGGCCCUGCAGCCAGUCUGGGGGUUUUGAAUCGUCCGGAAGCAAACGACACACGUCUUGGAUCACACGUGAUGUUCUGGGCCGUGGCGAGCUGUCACGUACUCGCUGCUGGAGUUGUUGGCAGCUGCUUGGUUGCGUGGAACGCGUGCGGCAGUUGUGAUUAUGUGGCGAAAAGAGGAAGCUGAGAAGCUGUAUGGCGAGGCAUUACCAGGGUUAGCUCGGUAAGGGGGUGGAGGGCUGCACAGACCGAAGUGCCGGACCGCAGCGCUAAGGCUGGUGGGUUGAGGGGAUCCCGUCUUCCCGUUUUCCCCCGAUGUGAGAAGUCCACGUGUUGGUUCUGAUUGGUUUGGAAGUUUCAUAAGGUGUCAUUUUGGUGUUUUCCAAAUGUUUGGUUUGUUUGUUUGUUUGUCGGGAACUGGAAUUGUUCUGCGGCGGCGGUGGUGGUGGUGGUGGUGGCGCUGAGGGGGCUUCGCAACUCUCCC
Molecule: messenger RNA, 2919 nt
Organism: Astrephomene gubernaculifera
Lineage: Eukaryota; Viridiplantae; Chlorophyta; Chlorophyceae; Chlamydomonadales; Astrephomenaceae
Source: the annotation of a GenBank genome assembly